AAAAAAAAAGGAUUAGCCUUUCUUUUCCAAGUGCUUUUAUUAACAAAUAUUAUGUUUCCCUUUCAUAAAUCAACGGUACUAACAGAUUCCGUAGUAGCAUCCCUUUCACCCACAGUAUCUAAUUAUAAUACAAAAUUAAACCAUGUAAAGAUCACUAAAAAACGGUCUACCUCUACACAGCCAGAAGAGGACACAUUUAUCAUUAUGCCCUUUGAUGAAGCAAGCUUGACGGUGGAUGAGUUAGCCAACAAACAUAGUCCUUCAUAUCAUCUCUCCUCCUCACCAACGAGCAAUGUAGUAUCAUUUAUGCAUCAUCAUUCAUCAGAAGAAAAACAAAUGAAUACAUGUUCUUCUUCUUCUUCUUCUACUACUACUACUGCUGACGCUACUGUUGUUAAAUCACAACAACGCCUUCAUUGGCUUUUAUCCAGUCAUUAUUGGGGACCCUUUUCGACCGUCAAACACUGGCCUCUCUUUACAUACAUUACCGUACUCUUGAACAUCCUUCUCUUUUCUGGUGAAUUACUAUUGAGCCGACAAAAUACAGGAGAAUUCUUUGAGCUAGAACCGUUUAAUUACAUGUUGGGACCCUCUAUGGAGAUCAUGGUUCAAGUUGGAGCUCGUUUCCCACCAUGCAUGAGACCUAUUGAAUCAAUGCCAUUUGAUGCUCGUUAUGUCUGUCUUCAUACAAUUGCUGCUUCCUCUAAAAGAACAGCAACAACAACAACAACAACAACACCAGGUUCGCCCUUGUAUUUAUUAGAUCCUGUGAUUGAUUUAGCAGACCCUCACAUUGUCGCCAACUCUACUUGUUCAUUAGCUACCAUCUGUGGUAUGUCUACCUUUCAUUUAUCACAAAUUCCAGAUCAAAAAUAUCGUUUAUUCACUCCUUUAUUUAUUCAUACGGGACUUGUUCAUCUAUUUAUCAAUUUGACUAUCCUAUGUUGGUUUGGAAUCAAAGUGGAAAAAGUCAUGAAUUCCUUGAGAUUUAUGAUACUCUAUAUUGGUGCGGGUAUCUUUGGACAUGCACUUGGGGCUAACUUUGCACCAGCAACAACACCUUUUUUAGGAUUUAGUAGCUCUUUAUUUGGUUUAAUAGGAUUUUUAUAUGUUGAUUUAUUUAUUCAUUGGAAACGAUUAGAACAAGCAAUUCGAUAUAUGAUUAAGUUGUUACUAGGGACUGCAUUCAGUUUUAUACUUGGAUUGUUACCUGGAGUCGAUAAUUUUUCACAUUUAGGCGGGUUAGUUGCAGGUAUCUUAUUGAGUUUAUUUUUAUCAAAUAUUGGCAGCAGGAAGAUAGGCUAUAGUCGACGAAUUGGAAUUUACUUGAUAAGGUUUCUAUCUUUAUGCUUAUAUGGGGCACUUUUGGCUUUAUUGAUACAUCAUUUUGAUACAAGUAAAAUAGAUGAGGUAUGUAAUUAUAAGAAGUAGACCAUAUAAAUAAUGAGCUUAUUUAUAUCAAUCUAUAGGAGUGUCCCUAUUGUAGAUAUAUUUCUUGUUUACCAAUGAAUGGAUUCUGUGAUUAAAA
Molecule: messenger RNA, 1528 nt
Organism: Cokeromyces recurvatus
Lineage: Eukaryota; Fungi; Mucoromycota; Mucoromycetes; Mucorales; Mucoraceae
Exons: 4
Coding region: 52-1431 (459 amino acids)
Biological process (GO): proteolysis
Cellular component (GO): membrane
Molecular function (GO): serine-type endopeptidase activity
Source: RefSeq, a predicted model, not a curated record